Molecule: messenger RNA, 3951 nt
Organism: Cuscuta campestris
Lineage: Eukaryota; Viridiplantae; Streptophyta; Magnoliopsida; Solanales; Convolvulaceae
Source: the annotation of a GenBank genome assembly
AACAAAACCCUAAAAGGGGGUUCUGUGAAACAAUUCGCCGCCGGAAUGAUCCCUUCCUCCCCUUUAUAAUCUCAACAAUCGUAGUAGCGACAACCCUAUCUCACUUGUUUGUUUAGUCUUUCAUCAUCUCAAAAGUCUCUUGAAAAAAUUCAAUUUUUUCCCAUUCAAUCAAUCAUGGGACUCAGUUACAAAGAAACAAGUUAAUUUUUAUGCUUCAGUGGUGUGUGCUCGCAGAGGGUUCGGAGUUAUUUUUAUUAAAUUCGUUAUAAAGGAAUGAACUCUGCUUGAGUUUGUAGUACUGUAGUAAUAAAGAUUGGAUUUUUUCCCCCGAGGUCAAAGUUGCGAUUUUUUUGAGCUCUUCCAUGUGGGUCUUUAUGAGUUUGGUGGAUUUUAGGGUUUGUAGGUAUAAUGGGUAUAUGUAGGGUUGGUUUGUGGGAAUGAAUGAAUAAGUGAUUGGUCGAUCUCUUUUGAGCCUGUGAAUAUGUUGUCUGAAUUGGAUAGGAGGCCAAUGAAUGGAACCAACGACAGCAACUUAUUUGGAGAUGAGUUGGAGAAGGAGAUUGGACUGUUGCUCCGUGAACACCGCCGGCAGGAAUCCGGUGAUCUUGAAAAGGAGCUGAGUUUGUAUAGAAGUGGUUCGGCCCCUCCAACGGUGGAGGGUUCAUUGAGUGCUGUGGGUGGAUUGUUUAACCAUGGUGGCAGUGCUUCUAGUAACUCAACCUUUCAGGAAUUCGAGUGGAAUAGAACUGGAAAUGGUUUCGUAUCGGAAGAUGAAGUUAGAUCUGAUCCUGCUUACUUAUCUUACUAUUACUCGAAUGUGAAUCUAAACCCUAGGUUGCCUCCUCCUCUGUUGUCAAAGGAGGAUUGGCGAUUUACUCAAAGAUUGCAAGGUGGGGGCUCAGCGAUUGGAGAUAGAAGGAAGAUUCACAAGAAUGAUGGUUCCCCUGCUGGGAGGUCACUCUUCUCAAUGCCUCCUGGAUUUAACACUAAGAAGGCAGAAACAGAGAGCGAGCCUGAUAACUUACAGGCUUCGGUUGAGUGGGGCGGGGAUGGACUGAUUGGUUUGCCUGGAUUAGGAUUGGGUACUAGUCAGAAAAGCAUUGCUGAGGUCGUUCAGGAUGACCUGAGCUGUAAUCGUGCACCUGGACACCAUUCAAUCCCAGAAAACUGUGAAGUGUUUGAUGAGAGUAGUGAUACUUUGGCUUCAGUUGAAUCUGCUACUCAACAUGUCGGGUUACCCACAUCAUAUUCAUAUGCUGCUGCUUUAGGGGUGUCAUUGUCAAGGAGCUCCACUCCAGAUCCUCAACACAUUGCCAGAGCUCCUAAUCCCAGCGUUACUCCUAUUGGUGCUGGAAGGACAUUCACAUCAUCAGAAAAAAGAAACGCCAAUAGUCCAAACUCAUUUAAUGGUGUCUCCUCUCAUGGAAAUGAACAAGCAGAUCUGGUUGCUUCUUUAUCUAGCUUGAAUCUUUCAAAUGGUGCCCCAAGUAAUAAUGCCAAGAAGCAUGCUUUCUUGAAGAAAUCUGAAUCUGGACAGUAUGUCACGUCUUCCAAUGGCCACCAACUAGGUAUACAGUAUGGUGACACUGGUCCUAACAACUUUGUAUCAUCUGGUGGUCCCUACCACAAUGGCUCUCUGGACUCUUCCUUCAGUGUGGAAGGUGACAUACUUUCUCAAUACCCUAAUCUGGACAGCCCGAAUGCAUCAUUUUCAAACUACAGAAUGAAUGGCCAUUCUACCACCAAUCAACUAUCUGCCCAACUUGGCAACUAUAAUCUUCCUCCUCUGUUUGAAAAUGCUGCUGCUGCAUCUGCUAUGGCGGUUCCUUCUAUGGGCUCUAGGAUGUUCAGUGGAUCAAAUUUCAAUUCUGCUUCUCUAGACCAGAACCAAUUGGAUCCAAUGCAUCUUCAGUACUUGCUACAGUUUGCAGCACUUAAUGAUCAUUCCAUGGAUAGGAACCAUAUGGGCAAUUCAUAUACAGAUUUGCUUCAGAAAGCUUAUGUUGGUAGUAUGCUAUCUCCUCAAAAAUCACAUUAUGGUGUUCCGAUGAGUGGCAAAAGUAUGAGUUCCGGCCAUCAUAAUGGACACUAUGGCAAUCCUGGAUUUAGAAUGGGGUUGUCUUAUCCUGGAAGUGUGUUGACUAGUCCUGUUAUCCCAAACUCUCCUGUGGGACCUGGUAGUCCUAUCAGGCACGGUGAUUAUAAUAUGAGAGUUGGUGGGGGAAUGAGAAAGUUUGGUGGCAGUAUGAUUGGACCUUGGAAUUUGGAUACCAUGGAAAACUGCUUUGUGUCCUCUCUGCUUGAGGAAUUCAAGUGUAAUAAAACCAAAUGCUUUGAGCUAUCGGAGAUUGCAGGUCAUGUUGUUGAGUUCAGUGUGGAUCAGUAUGGGAGCCGAUUCAUUCAACAAAAGCUUGAGACUGCUACAAGUGAGGAGAUUAACAUGGUCUUCCAAGAAAUUAUUCCCCAAGCACUGACUCUAAUGACAGAUGUUUUUGGUAAUUAUGUAAUCCAGAAGUUUUUUGAACAUGGAAUGCCGUCUCAAAAGAGAGAACUGGCCAGCAAGCUCUUUGGGAGGGUUUUAACACUGAGCCUCCAAAUGUAUGGAUGUCGAGUGAUACAGAAGGUAAUAGAGGUGGUAGAUGUGGAUCAAAAGAUUAAAAUGGUGGAAGAGAUUGAUGGUCAUGUCAUGCGCUGUGUCCGUGAUCAGAAUGGGAACCAUGUGAUCCAGAAGUGUAUUGAAUGUGUGCCCGAGGACCAUAUUCAGUUCAUUGUCAAAACUUUUUUUGGUCAAGUUGUCACUCUUUCGACCCAUCCAUACGGGUGUCGCGUAAUACAGAGAGUUCUAGAACACUGCAACGAUCCGAACACCCAAAGUAAAAUGAUGGAAGAGAUAUUAGGAUCGGUAAGCAUGCUGGCACAGGAUCAGUAUGGUAAUUAUGUUAUUCAGCAUGUGCUGGAACAUGGAAAGCCACACGAGCGGUCGACUAUAAUACAGGAACUAGCUGGGAAGAUUGUUCAGAUGAGCCAGCAGAAGUUUGCCUCCAAUGUCGUGGAGAAGUGUUUGGCUUUUGGUGAUCCCAGUGAAAGACAACUACUUGUUAAUGAGAUGCUCGGUACAACAGAUGAAAACGAGCCUCUUCAGGCAAUGAUGAAGGAUCAGUUUGCAAAUUAUGUUGUACAAAAAGUAUUGGAAACCUGCAGUGAUCAGCAGCGCGAAUUGAUCCUCGCACGAAUCAAAGUCCACUUGAAUGCAUUGAAGAAAUACACCUACGGGAAGCAUAUCGUUGCUCGUGUUGAGAAGCUUGUUGCUGCUGGGGAAAGGAGGAUUGCUGCUCAGGCUCAACCAAAUCCAGCAUAGAAGAAGAUCUUUAUAUAGGAAGAACGAUGUACAGCUAACCAAGGCUAGUUUGAGCUCUACCCUUCUCUUCCUUUUUAGUUUUCUUGCUGCGCGUCUCUAGUGCUGCGGCUAAGGUACUUGACUGCAUUCCAAUAAUAAAGUCACGCCCUUGUGCUAGGAAAAAAGAAAGUGUACAUUCGUGUAGUUUCAAAAGUUUUUAUACAUAGAGCAAACGAAGCGUAAGCACUUUGAGGUUUAAUUUUUUUCUUUUAGUUUCUUUAAAAAUGUGACGCUCGCUUGCGCGUGGCGGUGCAGAGGAGAAGUCUUAUUUUCGACCGGGUGUAAAAAAAUAUCAUAAAAGUUUGUUGAGGUAGUUUAUGUAACAUUGUGAGUACGUGACUGUACAAAAAUGUUUCCUUGUCGAGUGUUUUUUAGACGUUUUUUUUGUUAUGUACUUUUGUAGUUAACAUUAUUUUUUGCUUUGGCGAGUUGCUUUGGAUCUAUUUCCAUGUUUUUGUUUAUUUACAUUUCUAUGUUUUUCUCAUUCCUAUUUAGGAGAAAGAUGAUUAUUUUUACAUGUUCUAUUUUUGAGGUAGUAAAGGUGGCCUAUUUUA